CUUCAAAACAACACAGAAAACAACGCGCUAACAUAAAAACUCGCAAAUUCUCUAAAAUCUCAAUUUCUUCAAGGAAAAUAGAGUUAAUUAUAUGUUCAAAUCGUUACUGCGAUUAAUUGUUGUCAAAGAAUCACAUUUAAUCCCUCAAAAUUUUCAUAAAUUUGGAAGAAAAUCAAUUUACCGGCAAAACAACCUCCGAAAAUUUUCAACUAUGACGAACGAAAAUGCUGCAAAAAAAGCCAAAACUGACGUCGUUAUUGGAACACACGAUGGAGUCUUUCAUUGUGACGAAAUUCUCGCCUGUUUCAUGUUGCAACAAUUACCUGAAUACGAAAAUGCAACAAUUUUAAGAACCCGAGACUUGACAAAAUUAGCUGAAUGUGACAUUGUUGUUGAUGUUGGAGCAGUUUUUGAUGUCGAAAAGAAGCGUUUUGAUCACCAUCAACGUGAAUUUACGGGUACCAUGAGUUCAUUGAAGCCCGAAGUUGGUCCAGAUUUCGAUAUAAAACUCAGUUCAGCGGGACUUGUUUAUUGUUAUUAUGGCGAAGAUGUCAUUAAAAAUGUCGUUAAAAAGUAUACCGGGACGGAAAUCGAUCUCAAAUGCCUUAAAACUGUCUAUCGUAAGCUCUAUGAAAGUUUUAUUCGUGAAAUUGACGCGAUUGACAAUGGCGUUCCUCAGUUUGAAGGCGAACCUAGAUGGACAAUUUCGACAAAUUUGAGUUCUCGUGUCUCGCAUUUCAAUCAAACGUGGAAUUCGAAAGAGCCUUACGACGCACAAUCGCAGUUCGAAAAAGCUAAAGAGCUCGUAGGCGGUGAAUUUGUCGAUAAAAUCCGCUAUUACACUGAGGUUUGGUGGGCUGCGAGAGCAAUUGUUCAAAAAACUCUUGAAAAUCGUUUUAAUGUUCACGAAUCGGGAGAAAUUUUGGAAUUAUCUGAAUUUUGUCCGUGGAAACAACAUUUAGCGGAAUUAGAACAUGAAUUGAAGCUCGAAGGAGUCGCCAAAUACGUUUUGUACGAGAACAAGAGUGACGAUUGGCGUGUCAUUUGUGUUCCAACGACGCCAGAUUCCUUCGUUUGCAGGAAGUUUUUGCACAAAGAUUGGCGCGGCAUUCGCGACGAAGAACUUGAAAAGGUAUCGGGCAUCAAGGGAAUCAACUUUUGUCAUGCCACGGGCUUUAUUGGAGGCGCAAAGACACGAGAAGCUGCUUUGCAAAUGGCUGUUCAAAGUUUAGAAGCGGAUUAUUGAUUGAAAUGAAGAAAAAUUUCUGUUCUAAAAUAUUUAUUUUUUUUUCUUAGCUACAAC
Culicoides brevitarsis is the source of this 1303-nucleotide messenger RNA. RefSeq names its product MYG1 protein. The record is from RefSeq and is a predicted model, not a curated record. NCBI's taxonomy places the organism in Eukaryota, Metazoa, Arthropoda, Insecta, Diptera, Ceratopogonidae. Bases 92 to 1246 code for a protein of 384 amino acids. The transcript is spliced from 2 exons. Gene Ontology annotation, cellular component: cytoplasm; nucleus.